Setaria italica (foxtail millet) is the source of this 731-nucleotide messenger RNA. RefSeq lists its product as uncharacterized. The record is from RefSeq and is a predicted model, not a curated record. The transcript is spliced from 3 exons. Lineage: Eukaryota; Viridiplantae; Streptophyta; Magnoliopsida; Poales; Poaceae. Bases 85 to 327 code for a protein of 80 amino acids.
AAGGUGGCUAGGGUUUGGUCUCGCCUCCUCACUCUCCUUUGCUGUUGUCCUCCCGGCGGUGCGGUUGGCGGCGACGGAAGGAAGAUGUCGAAGAAGAACAGUCUCGCCAAGAGGAAGAAGCAGUACGAAUUCGACCUCAAGAGGGAGAAGGAGGCCAAGGAGCAGCAGGCCAAGAAGCUGCAAGCCAAGAAAUCCAAGAUGAAGAUAGAUGGUGGUGAUAAAAAAAGAAAGGGUGGUCAAUUUAAGGUUGGCAAGAAAAAGGUGAAGACAAAACUUUCAGCCUUAGCGAAAGCCAAAGCUGCUCAAGCCAUGGAGGUCGACAAGUGAAGCGGCUCUGGAGCUUUUGCAGCGUAUAAUAUGCAUUACACUAGCUAAAGUGCUGAGAUGAUGCUGAAUUUCUGAGCGAAAUGACAAAGUUUUGUGCUCAGAUGGAUAGCAUUUGACUGGACCAGAUUGGAACCAUGUACCCCUUUGCCUUUCUGUUGCUGCUUCGUGUACUCCUGUAGUGGUAGACUAGUAGUAAUAAAGUAUAAAUGAGUCUUUUUUUUGUGUCUCAAAAGAGUGUUAGCCUGGAUCUCUGAUCUAUGCUCUUUUAUUUGCUUGGAAGCAGCCAGCUUUUGCCGGUGUCAAUCCCUCAGUGUUGUGUUGUGUGGCCACAGUGAAUCAUUCCAUGGUUUCCUUGCCUGUCCAGCAACUCAAUGUUGGCAAAUGAUGCGUGCUCUUUUUCAUCA